Ornithodoros turicata is the source of this 2376-nucleotide messenger RNA. RefSeq names its product putative nuclease HARBI1. Lineage: Eukaryota; Metazoa; Arthropoda; Arachnida; Ixodida; Argasidae. The coding region runs from base 73 to 1179 and encodes 368 amino acids. The record is from RefSeq and is a predicted model, not a curated record. The transcript has 5 exons.
GAGACAGCGAAUGUUUGGUGGCGUUCAAUUUCUCGCCGUUUGCAUGCGUUUGCUCCACUUGUCGUCGUAAACAUGGCGGACUUGUAUCUGUUCCUCGCUGAUGAGGGUAUGUGCGAAACUGAAGAAACUCGAGUGUUUCGCCAGCAUCGCGCCGCUUUCACGGCACUCUCCGAAGAGGAAUUCAUCGUGAAGUUCCGGCUUUGCAAAGACGCCGUGAGAGAAGUGUGCGAAGCUGUGGCAGCGGAUUUGCAGAAACCGCAACAGUGGCGUAGCACCACGCUUCCUGUGGAACAAAGGGUGCUUAUGGCACUACGGUUCUUUGCUACGGGUGCGUUUCUGGGAAAUAUCGCAGAGGAGGAGGAUUUCCUGACAAGCAAGCGACCAGUGUCGGAGUCAAUUCAUGUCGUGAGCUCGGCCAUCAUCCAGAACUUGGCACCACGGUACCUGAAAUUCCCAGCGACCCCUGAGGAAAAGUUGAUUCUGAAGCGGCAGUUUUACGAAAUUGCAGGCAUACCUGGCUGCCUUGGUGCAAUCGAUGGAACAAUGAUUGCUAUCAUUGCACCGAGCACAAAGGACAAACGCUUUGUGGAGGGCAACUAUUAUUGCCACAAAGGAUAUCACGCACUCAAUGUGCUUGGGGUUUCAGAUUCAACACGUCGUAUUCUGUACGUGAAUGCACGGUACCCAGGUAGUUGCCACGACUCUUCUAUAUGGAGCAUGUGUGAGCUGCGCCGUCAAGCACCAGAGUUAUUUAGCGACUGUGAAUGGCUUUUAGGUGACCUGGGGUAUCCACUUGAGCCAUGGCUCCUGACUCCCGUCCGGAACCCUACGACAGGUGGAGAAGAGGCAUACAAUGAAGCCCAUCGCAAGACAAGGGUACGCGUUGAACAGUGCUUUGGUGUGCUCAAGAUGAGAUUUAGAUGUCUUCAGCGCUACAGGACCCUCCACUUCUCACCUGACCGAGCAUCGAACAUUGUAACUGCAUGCGCCAUCCUGCACAACAUGUGCAUUAAGUACAACGUGCCUGAACCUUCAGGUGAGGAGGAGGAGGGUAAUGAAGGCAGCAGUGCAGACAGCUCUGACAUAGACAUUCCUGACGUGCCUGAAGAGGGAUCGUUGUUAUCAAGGGGACUGUACAAGAGGAAUGAAAUUAUUAGGCAGUAUUUUUCAUCUCGUUAACUUAAUAUGUGUCAUCCUGCCUCUUGCCUCCUUAAUUCAGAUUUGAGUGUAUCAUAUUUCCGAUGAGUUAAAAAAAAUUGAAAUGGUUGUCAAGCCUUCUGUUGAGAGAACUGAUGUUCUGAGGCUGGAACACAUAGAAAUGACAAAUUCAUACAAAGCCUCAAGUGCAUAAGAAAUUAACGAUGAAAGUGAUGAUAGCUCAAUCCUUCUGUGUUGACAGUGUACUGUCGGUAGUUCACUCGGGUGUCUACAAAACUCGUGUUUUGAUUCCCUGAGUUUUAAGGUUUUCACAGAAUAUUUUAAACAAAUUCCUUGACCAAAACAAAAUAACUCCUAGGUUUUCACACUGAUCACUCAAACACCUCAAAAAUGUGUUACUCGUUAUUGUUUACGAGAACUGAUUUUUUCUGCAGUAGGUAGUCCUCUUACAGUGUAUUGUAUGUUACUCCUGUGUACUUGUUAUGGGGGCUGUCCUAUGUGCUUGUCCCUGCCUUCAACAACUCUUUCGCAUCUUCACUGACUUCUCCAGUUGCAUCAAAAUCUCCUGACAAUUGCUUGUUUUGCAGGUUGGUAGACACCCUGCUCACAGACAAUGUGCCUUAAUGACAAUUUUCUCUUGUAGCAUAUGUUUUGAAGAAUAUCUGACAAUUUAAAGUAGUGAUAACUGCAACAAAGACCAUUAGUCUUGAUGAAUGAAUGAGUCUAUAUUUCAACUUGUUAUCUGUGCUUUCGAGGCCAAACUAACAUUGUGUUCGUGUCUGUAAACUAAGUGUUGUUUAAUGCAUAUGCAAAAGAGGAAUCACAUAUGGCUAUGGUUUUCAUAGAGUGUAAGAACAUAAUAUGCGGUCAUCAAGGAGCCUAUAUUCGCCAUGCAAUGACCACUGCCUGUGUCUUGAUCAGGAUAUUUUGAAACACACUUCAUAAAAAGAGAUGCCACUAUUCAGCAGUAUACAUUUGCAAAUGCUAGGCUGUCCUUUAGCUUCUUUUCAGAAUAUGUAAAUUUGUUCUGUUGUGCAUCAACACUUACUUGCACUGGGAUGAAUGUUGCUAUUCAUAGAAACAAAGAUCAUACUAUUGCAUGUUCAGUGCUCGCUGUCUUUCCAGCUUCAAUCUGAAAUAGUCGCUGAUCGGAGUGAUAGCCUGUGUGAUCGGAGUGAUAGCCUGUGUGUGGAAAUAAAUCACUUGUGAUACCAUGGA